CUCAACCUCUGGCCCCGUGUCUCCUUGCCGGAGACUUCCCCGACACUGCGUUGGACGGGAGAGGUUGGCGAUGCGUCGCGUUUUCGGGUCUGGGGAUCUCGAGCUUUUGUUCGCGAUACGUCCGCGGACAAGCUCUCCUCCCGCGCUGUUCCUUGUGUCUUCCUUGGCUUUGUCCCGGACGCGUCUGGUUGGCAGUUUUACCACGCCACCUCGCGCCGUGUCCUGCCCUCUCAGGACGUCACUUUUGACGAGUCCGUGCCCUACUACCGCCUCUUCCCCUACCGCACUGCCCCGCUCCCCCCCCCGCCUCUCUUCCUUGCCCCAGGUAGACCCGGUUGA
This is a messenger RNA of Closterium sp. Naga37s-1, 339 nucleotides long. NCBI's taxonomy places the organism in Eukaryota, Viridiplantae, Streptophyta, Zygnematophyceae, Desmidiales, Closteriaceae. The record is from the annotation of a GenBank genome assembly.